This is a messenger RNA of Penicillium roqueforti, 849 nucleotides long. RefSeq names its product bZIP transcription factor. The transcript is spliced from 4 exons. Gene Ontology annotation, biological process: regulation of DNA-templated transcription. NCBI's taxonomy places the organism in Eukaryota, Fungi, Ascomycota, Eurotiomycetes, Eurotiales, Aspergillaceae. Bases 1 to 849 code for a protein of 282 amino acids. The record is from RefSeq and is a predicted model, not a curated record. Gene Ontology annotation, molecular function: DNA-binding transcription factor activity.
AUGAGCUCUCAAGAUGAACCACCUGCGAGGAGACGUGAAUCUCGAUCGGGGUCAAGGAAAGUCUCGACAUUGUCCGCGGAACAACUAGAGCGAAAGCGUGCCAACGAUCGAGAGGCUCAACGGUCCAUUCGCCAACGCACCAAGGAGCAUAUAGAACAUCUUGAGUCACAAAUUGAGGAGAUGCGGCUCCGAACCGAGCGGUUCGAUGAAGUCGUGCAACACAAUGCCUUUCUGGAGAAUGAAGUCAUCCGAUUGAAGCAUCAAAUUGCUGCUUUGACUGGCCGACCGGAGUUUGCCUCCAGUAACGAACCGAUGGCUUCGUUUCGAAGGGCAUUGCCACCGCCACACUUCACUGCAACAUCCCACACCCAGCCAUCGAGCCUGUUAGUACCGCGUCGAGCGUCUCCUCAGCAUGACUGGCAGCAACCAUAUCCGCCCACAAGGUCGCCGUCGCUCGGCGCAGCCUCCAAUCCCGAAUUCCCGAAUCGUAUGGAGCCAUAUCCCAUAGAUAGUCGAAUUCACCAAGGACAACCCAUCUGCCCACCUCAGCAACAAUCCGAAUCCUCUUUCUCCGAAUUCACUUACAGCGAUCGGUCACUUUCCAUGUCGAGUGCCAGUCCCGUUCCUCAGCCCACUUCCGCCCAAGUCUACCAACCCUCCACAUCAGCUUACCCGCAACCAAUGCCUCAAUCGCAACGGACGGAUCCGACAUACGAGUUUCCAUGGGAUAUUGAUUCGGUGGAAACACAAUGCCUUGCGAGUUCAGGCGAUCUGGUCUCCUGUCAUGUCUCAAAGCAAUACUCCAUAGUCGUCGCGGAAAUUGCGAUUGGAAUUGUCUUUCAUGCAUAA